AUCAGACAUUUAUUUCCUGUGGUCAACCAAGAUAUUCUCUUUUACUCAAAUAGAUCUUUGCCUACAGUAUGGAAGGAAGGAGUAACCCCAGUGGAGAGGUAAAAUAUACUACCUGUCCAGACAAGCCUGGAUCCCCUAAAAAACCAUAUACAAAGGGAAAGAUCCAUGCACACAGAGUGAAAAUUGGAUGGGAACCACCCAAAGAUAAUGGUGGGACAUACAUUUCAAGUUAUAGUUUAGAAGUUAGUGAAAAUUCAGAUGUGAAUUUCUGGAACAUAAUCUACAAUGGAACCACAAGGGAAUUUCUAUAUGAUCACCUGCAACCUGGUACUACAUAUAAACUGAGAGUCUUUUGCACUUCGCCUAUAGGCCAAAGCCAGCCUUCAGAUAUAUUGACUAUUCAAACACCUCCUCUUUCUCCUGCAUCUUGCUCUCCUCCACCCUUGAAUGGUAAAGCGAAGUCCAAGGAAACCAAUAUACAAUGUGGUGAGACUUCUUGUGUGAUUGGAAUGACUGCACCUAAAUUUCUUGUUUUGGUAAUAUACGAUCCUGCUAAUGGAAACUCUGAAGCACUUGCAUGUGUCAAAAAGGCAAAAGGUAACCAAGACGACACACAAGGGCACGCUGGCUCUGAAGCAAGCUGCAUAUUUGGAUCUCAUUCAAUGAAGUGUGAAACUGUGACAGUCCCAAGCCCUCCUUCUCAAUGUGGUACACCUGUGCUAACCUGCAAGGGUCCAACCUGUGUUGCUGUUAGUUGGGGAAUUCCUGUAUGUAAUGGUGCUGAAAUCACUGAUUACAGACUAGAGUGGGGACAAAUUGAAGAAUCAAUGCACUUGAUUUACACUGGCCCUUGUCUGAACUAUGAAGUUAAAGGUCUCGUUCCUGCAACUACAUAUUUUUGCAGAGUUCAGGCUGUAAAUAUAGUUGGAGUUGGAAUGUUUGGAGGAACUGGUAUGGUAAUCACACCAGCAACUGUACCAGCAGUAGUACCAAUGCUACAUGAGGUUGAAAACAAAGUUCCUGCCAAAUUGGCAUCAUCUUGCAUUGCUAUUCAGUGGGAGGAACCGGAUUGCCAUGGCUCUCCAAUCACUGGAUAUAACGUUGAAUAUGGAGACAGAAAACUUUUGACUGUUGAUAGAGUAACAGAAUGUCUUCUGAAAAAUCUACAGCCUGAUACCACAUACAAAAUCAGAAUUCAAGCUAUCAAUCAUUAUGGACUAAGCCCUUUUAGCCAAUCAAUAAGAGCCAAAACCAAGCCACUACCACCUGAGCCUCCACAUCUUGACUGUGUGGUCUGUGGACACCAGAGCCUCAAACUGAAAUGGGGUAACUCUUCAAGCAAAGGGUUACUUUCCAACCUUAUAAGCUACAAUUUGUUAAUGGGAGAUCGAUCUGGCAGAUUUUCUAUCAUUUACAAUGGACCUUGUCAGACUCACAAAGUGCAAAGAUUGAGUGAAUAUACUCAAUACAAAUUUAAAAUCCAGGCAUGUAAUGAAGCUGGUGAGGGACCACUGUCUGGUAUCUAUACCUUCACUACAACCAAAACCCCACCAGCCACACUUAAAGCACCUAAAUUACGUCAGGUGAAUAGCAAUAUUUGCGAGGUCAAAUGGGAAUCUUUGGAGCCAAUAAAAGGAGAUCCCAUUGUUUACAAUCUUCAACUUAUCAGUGAAAAAGGAACUGACCUGAUUUACAAAGGACUGAACACUUCAUUCUCCUUUUCGAACUUUCUCCCAAAUUCACAUUAUCGCUUCAAGGUCUGUGCUGGACGCCAAUAUCAGACUUCUGCUGGGAUACAAGAGCUCUGGGGACCAUCUAGCCCCAGUGCUCUUCUCUCAACUCAUAAGCAACAGCCAGGGGCUGGCAAAGGCCGUGGAGGAAAGGGGAGAAGCAGCCCGAGUGAAGAAAAAAAUGAAAAGACCAGGAUAGAGAUGAGUGAUGAUACGUUUGUUCUAAUCCUUGUGAUAGGAUUUGCACUAGUUGCCAUUCUAUGUGCUGUUGCAAUUCAACACUUCCUAAUCAAUUAAUCUAUUUUUUUGCAUUUUUACUUUUUUAGGAAGUUCUAAAAUAAAUUACAUCAAAUAUAGAAAUUGCUAGAUACACUUCAAUUCUUACUUACAAGUAAAUCUCAUUUAGUAGAAAUCCUUACAAACAUUUACCUGAUACCAAAAGAACUGCCUUACUUUCAAGAAAA
Ceratotherium simum simum (southern white rhinoceros) is the source of this 2194-nucleotide messenger RNA. The record is from RefSeq and is a predicted model, not a curated record. NCBI's taxonomy places the organism in Eukaryota, Metazoa, Chordata, Mammalia, Perissodactyla, Rhinocerotidae.